AUGGCACCUUCUUUCCAUGCUCGUUCAAACAGUUUGCCCUCUAGACCACACCCUCUCGUUUUACGAUGCAAUGAACACAUAGACAGAUUAAAGGCUUCUUGUGAAGCCUCUUCUUCAUCAUUGCUUGUCCAUAACAUAGAGGGCCUGCGAGAUUUACAUGAUUGUGUUGAAAACUUGAUUCAACUUCCCCUCAUCCAACAAGCCCUCCUCCAAGAGUGUGAAGAUAAUUUAUUAGAUGAGCUUUUGGAUGGAUCAUUAAGGCUCAUAGACGCAUGUACCGCUGCCAAAGAUUCAUUGCUUCACACAAAGGAGUGCAACCGCGAGCUACGAUGGAUUAUAAGGAGAAAAAAAGGAGGCGAUUUGGAGGAAGCCAAGAAGUUCUUGACUUCUAGGAAGGUAGUGAGAAAGGCCAUCCUGAAAACCUUGGGAAACAUGAGGUGUUCAACUAGAAAAAGCAGCUUUUCCCCUACAAACUUGGCCUUGGUUAGCUUGUUAAAAGAAGUCGAAGCUGUCACUCUUUCUGUUUUCAAGUCUUUGUUGAGCUUUAUCUCUGGAUCAACACAAGCAAAAUCAAGCAGAUGGUCUUUGGUAUCAAAGAUCGUCCACAAUCCCAAAACGGUAGCAGAUGAAGAGAAUGAAUUUGCACAAGCAGAUGCGGCACUGCAGUUUUUUGUACUUAGCUUGACCAGCAAGUCAGUGUCAGAAAACACAAGUAAUCUGCAAGCUCAGCUGGAAAAGCUUGAGUCUCGAACAGAAGAUCUUGAAGAAGGGCUUGAGUUCUUGUUUAGGCGUUUGAUUAAGAUCAGAGUUGCCCUUCUUAAUAUCUUCAAUAACUAG
Messenger RNA from Neltuma alba, 837 nucleotides. RefSeq lists its product as uncharacterized. Lineage: Eukaryota; Viridiplantae; Streptophyta; Magnoliopsida; Fabales; Fabaceae. Gene Ontology annotation, biological process: shoot system development; root development. The record is from RefSeq and is a predicted model, not a curated record. The transcript has a single exon. Bases 1 to 837 code for a protein of 278 amino acids.